This is a messenger RNA of Cyphomyrmex costatus, 1207 nucleotides long. Its product is annotated as protein-lysine N-methyltransferase EEF2KMT. NCBI's taxonomy places the organism in Eukaryota, Metazoa, Arthropoda, Insecta, Hymenoptera, Formicidae. The coding region runs from base 1 to 1062 and encodes 353 amino acids. The transcript is spliced from 5 exons. Gene Ontology annotation, cellular component: protein-containing complex. The record is from RefSeq and is a predicted model, not a curated record.
AUGGAUAAUAUGGAUAAUAGCGAUAUGAAUUGCGAUAUUCGUAUCAUAAAUUCCAUGAUAAAUUCCUUAACAAAGCAGUUUCUCUGCUGUACUGCAUUAAUUAAACUGGACUUUAUAGUAUUGGAGGAAUACAAAACUUAUGUGUGUGAUCUCAAAUUAGAUAUUCAAAAACAAAUUUUGGAUAAUACGAUAAAUAACGACUUAAUUAAACAAUAUCCGAUAAAAACCUCAUAUCAGAAAGCAUUUUUAAAAUUACUUAUGCAAAAGAUAGAAGAAAGCGGUAAUGAAAUUCAUGAUGAUUUAUACGCAGCAUAUUGUAGAUUAAUAUCAUUGCCAGAUGAAGAAUCUGUACAUUAUCGUCAUUUUUUAAUACAAAAUGGAACAUUAAGUUGCAUUACGUUAAAAGAAAGCACGAAUUUGAUCUCUAAAGGAACUACGGGCUUAUGUAGCUGGCAGGGUGCUAUAGUAUUGAGUCAAUGGUGUACAGAAAACAAAGAACAAUUUUGUGGAAAAAAUAUAUUAGAACUUGGCUGUGGAGUUGGAUUGACUGGUAUGAGCGUAAUUAGCGUAUGUUCUCCAAAACAAUAUAUUUUCUCCGAUUGUCAUCCAACAGUAUUAGACAUGCUCUGUGAGAAUAUAAAACUCAAUUUCCUAUCGAAUAAACAAAGCGAACUAUUGAAUACAUCUGAUACAACAUCAAAACUACAGUUACAAUUAAAAUACGAGCAAACCAAUGUUCAUGUAAUAGAUUUGAAAUGGGAGGAUAUCGAUAAACACAUGUCAGAAUAUUUGUUGCAACCCGACAUAAUUAUUGCCGCCGAUAUUCUGUAUGACAGCAACUCGUUUACUGCAUUGACAUUAGGAUUAAAAUGCCUUUUAGCAUCAAACAACUAUGCUAUUUUUGCUGCAACAAUUCGUAAUAAAGACACUGUUUCACAGUUUCUGGAACAUUUAGGAAAUUAUGAUCUUGCUUUUGAAGAAUGUAGUUUGCCACAAUGGGCUAUGUCGAUAGAAUUGAUUCACGCGCCUGUUCGGAUAUUGAAGAUUUUUCAGAAGAUUUGACGAAAGUUUUACUGUGAUAUUGCUAAUUCACCUAUAAUUAGAUAAGUAAUUUAUUUAAUUACAAAUAAUACAAUUAGAAAGAAAUCAGGAGCAAUUAAACAGGCGAUUUUAUUAAUAACCUUAGCAUAAAUUCCUAUGUAUAUAA